AGCGUGUGUUACGAAGCGAGUGUAAUCGAGGAUGAGCCGACUAUUUCUGAUCCUGUUGCUCGUGUACGUCGUCACGGCGACACGGUGCAUCAUCAAGGACGACAAGGACGAGCCGAAGGUUCACGUGAUCCGCUUAGGAGAACCAAGUGGAGAAUCGGACGAGUCGGACGUAGUCACACUACAGAUCCCGGACAGCCGACGGAAGCGGGAAACGCAUGACGAUUGCAAGAAGGAUGUCGACUGUCGCAAGGGACAAGUCUGUGUACCUUAUCUAGGAUGCAUCAGAGGACAUCGAACAAUGGAAAACCUCACGAAAAUGGCACCCAAAGUUAACCCGAAAGUAGCGAGAUAAAUCCUACUUACUGUACUAUUCUAUACGCACUGUUUCGAACAAUAAAGCUCAUUGG
Messenger RNA from Habropoda laboriosa, 407 nucleotides. RefSeq lists its product as uncharacterized. The record is from RefSeq and is a predicted model, not a curated record. The transcript is spliced from 4 exons. The coding region runs from base 32 to 352 and encodes 106 amino acids. NCBI's taxonomy places the organism in Eukaryota, Metazoa, Arthropoda, Insecta, Hymenoptera, Apidae.